AUGAAGCCGUACGUCUGGCCAACCUCAGAUGAGGCCCCGCCACCCUCUGGGCGCCGUACUUUUCCGCGCCAGUUCAAGGUGAAUCACGGCACACUCAACCUCUUCUCCCCCGCCGCGUCAGAGUCACAGCAGUGCAACACCAGGGCUGCGGCAGGGUCGUCCUCCAUCACAGGGCAGCGAGGCAUUCUGUACCAGCACAACCACAACAAGGAGUCUACGGCAACCCGCGAGUUCCCCGUGAAUGGGCUGCGACGUGUAUCGAUGCCGCAGCGGAGUGAGACGCCGCACGGCAUGCGCCACAUACGCGACGCGGCGGGGGCCCAGCAGCAUGUGCAGGUGGUCAACAUCACGGACGCCUACAAGGACCCGAUGCAGAUGGGCCCAAGGCGCACCGGUGUCAAGUGUUUGCCGCAGAAGAGCGGCUCCGACGACGUCAGGGCGGCGUUGACCUUUGCGGGGUCACGCCAGCAGCUUAGUGCACGUGUCCUCGCCGCACCGGUAGGGAAGCCGUCGCGGCCCUCCCUGUACAAGAUCGACUACUCAGACCAGGAACGCUUUGCUCAGGCGGUGCGCGAUCACACCCAGAAACGCACACGUGGCGUGGCGGAGUUUUACGUGCAGCUCGUGCGCGACACCGUCGGUGGUGUGUCGAGUAGCACACCGAAGCCGGUCAUUGUGCCGUGGUCUCUCGACCAGGAGCCGACGCGGCGGGUGCUGACGCUGGAGCGGUGCCGCGAUCAACUCGUGGCGCUAACCGCAAUGCCCAUCUCGCUGAGUGACCUCGCUGAUCUUCUGUGGGGCGCCGGCGAUGGCGAGGUGGCGAACUCGGAUGGCCCCAGAAGCGAUGGUGAAAAGGAUGCGCCGCUCCCGCUGAGCUGUCGCCCCGUGCCCUUUCGCGACUUCGCAGCCGCCUUUGGCCAAAACUCCAGCGACGGGCGACUCGCCCGCAUGAAAGUGUGA
Leishmania mexicana MHOM/GT/2001/U1103 is the source of this 960-nucleotide messenger RNA. RefSeq lists its product as hypothetical. The record is from RefSeq and is a predicted model, not a curated record. Bases 1 to 960 code for a protein of 319 amino acids. The transcript has a single exon. Lineage: Eukaryota; Euglenozoa; Kinetoplastea; Trypanosomatida; Trypanosomatidae.